Messenger RNA from Hypanus sabinus (Atlantic stingray), 3608 nucleotides. Its product is annotated as protein EFR3 homolog B-like. Gene Ontology annotation, cellular component: plasma membrane. Bases 64 to 2643 code for a protein of 859 amino acids. The record is from RefSeq and is a predicted model, not a curated record. Lineage: Eukaryota; Metazoa; Chordata; Chondrichthyes; Myliobatiformes; Dasyatidae. The transcript has 24 exons. Gene Ontology annotation, biological process: protein localization to plasma membrane.
GGCAGCUUGGGUUGAAACAUUUAGGAUGAGGGUGGAUAUUGGGAGCUCGGGGUGAGGAGUCCGAUGCUGCGCUUUUCGUCGAGCUUGGCAACGUGGAGACGUUUCCUCACCGGUCGAGGGUUUGGACACCGUAGGAAAAUGCACGUUACUCAGUGCAACUCAAACUAUGACAACAAUCGAAUCAUUUCAGUCAAAGGUGUUUGCGGUUGUUGUGGAGCUCUGCGUCCAAGAUACAAGAGGCUAGUGGACAAUAUCUUCCCUGAGGACUCUGAGGAUGGGCUGGUAAAAGCCAACAUGGAGAAGCUGACAUUCUACGCCCUCUCAGCUCCAGAGAAGCUGGACCGAAUUGGUGCCUAUCUUGCAGAGAGACUUAGUAGAGAUGUUGCUAGGCACCGAUAUGGCUAUGUGUGUAUUGCCAUGGAGGCUCUGGAUCAACUUCUGAUGGCCUGUCACUGCCAAAGCAUCAACUUGUUUGUAGAGAGUUUCCUCAAGAUGGUGGCCAAGCUUCUUGAGUCUGAUAAGGCAGCUUUACAGAUCUUGGGAACCAAUUCGUUCAUAAAGUUUGCAAAUAUCGAAGAAGACACCCCAUCGUAUCACCGAAGCUAUGACUUCUUUGUGUGUCGGUUCAGUGAAAUGUGUCACUCAGGAAAUGAUGAUGUAACUGACAGGACCAAAAUCCGUAUGUCGGGUAUAAAGGGUUUACAGGGAGUGGUAAGGAAGACUGUCAAUGAUGAACUGCAAGCCAAUAUCUGGGAACCACAGCACAUGGAUAAGAUCGUCCCUUCACUGCUCUUCAAUCUACAACAGGUGGAGGAAGCCGACAGUCGAUCUCCAUCGCCACUGCAGGCAACUGAGAAGGAGAAGCAGAGUCCAGCAGCAUUGGCAGAAGGCUGUCUCCGGGAGCUGCUGGGCAGAGCUGCCUACGGUAGCAUCAAGAAUGCCAUCAAGCCUGUUUUAAUGCACCUCGACAAUCAUUCACUGUGGGAGCCAAAGCUGUUUGCGAUACAUUGCUUCAAGAUCAUCAUGUAUUCUGUGCAGUCACAGCAUUCCCAUCUGGUUAUACAGCAGCUGGUAGGACAUCUGGAUGCCAACAGUAAGAGUGCUGCUAAAGUGCGCACUGGCAUUGUGGAGGUACUGUCCGAGUCAGCAGUGAUUGCAGCAGGAGGCUCUGUAGGACCCACAGUGCUGGAGGUGUUCAACACACUUCUCCGACACCUGCGCCUCAGCAUUGACUAUGAAGUGACAGGCAAGUGUGGUUCCAUCACUAACGUCAGCAACCAGAUCAUCAAGGAGCAUGAAGAGCGGCUGUUUCAGGAGGCUGUCAUCAAGACCAUCGGUGCUUUUGCCAAUACUUUGCCUGCUUAUCAAAGGUCAGAAGUCAUGCUGUUCAUCAUGGGGAAGGUCCCACUACCUGUGGUUCACCAGGCCUUGGGCCUGCAAACACUAAGGGAUGAUGCAAACCGUAUGAUUCAGAUGAUGCUGCUGAAGUCUCUUCUCCAGGUGACAAUUGGGUUUCAGAGCAAGAAUCUGUUAGCGACCUUGCCCUCCUCCUUCUUGGAGUCUCUUCUGUCUACAGCAUUAAUGGAGGAUGCUGAACUUCGACUCCUUGUUAUCGAGAUCCUCCUCAGUCUGAUUGACCGUCAGGAAAACAGGCACAAGUUCUCUCAUGUCAGUAUUAUUUCCGAUAUCUCUUCCCUGAUGCUGAAGGUAGACAAAUGCUCUCGGCAGGAUACGCUCUUCAUGAAGAAGCACUCGCAGACCUUGUACAGGUAUAUUUACAUGAGCUGUAAACAGCAUAAUAACUCACACACCCACUACGAUGCCAUCUAUGCCAUGCUUGCCCUUAUCAGUGUGGAGCUUGCCAAUGAGGAGGUGGUGGUGGACUUAAUCCGUGUGGUACUGGCUCUCCAGGAACUUUGCCUCAACAAUGAAGACAACCUCCCUGUGUGGAGCCGCUGUGCCAUCCAUGCCCUAGCCUCUGCCUACCUGAACUUCAUCAGCCAACUCACCACCCUGCCAGCCUUCUGCCAGAAUAUCCAACAGGUGAUUGAGACGCGUCAAAAAGAAGCUCCAUACCUAUUACCUGACGGAAUCUUUGAGUCCAAAAACAGCAUUCCCCAGUCCUUGGAUAAAUUGGAGAAGGAGAUGCUAUUUUUGCAGAGUGAAAUCAGUGAGGUUCUUGCAGGGAGUGGUUACAGCUCUGAAAGACUGGGAAUCCCCUACAUACCCCAGUUCACAGAUGAAGACCGAUUAUCGAAGAGGAAGAGCAUUGGUGACACCAUCUCUCUGCAAGUGCAAGUGGAGUCUCGCAAUAGUCCGCAAAAGGAAGAGAAGAUGCCAGCUGAGGAAAUCACCUAUGAAAUACUGAAGAAAGCAAUAGAAGAUGGUGGAGCAGUGGAGGAACAGGAGAGAGAAAGGAGGCGGUUGGUGGUGGAGAAGUUUCAGAAGGCACCAUUUGAAGAGAUUGCAGCACACUGUGGAGCGAGGGCGACUAUUCUGCAGAAUAAGCUGAAUCAAAUCUUUGAGAUUACAAUCAGGCCUCCCCCCAGCCCUUCGGGCACCAUUACUGCAGGCUACGGCCAGACACAACCCCGCUCCGUGCCUGUGUAUGAGAUGAAGUUCCCAGACCUUUGUGUCUACUAGAAGAGUGUAUCACAGAGAAAUUCUGGGCUCAUCUCUCACCCCAGGAACUGGGACAACAAAAUCAAGAUAUCACAUUGACCAUGCCACAGAAUGCCCGGCAUCGCCCAGCUGCUGUCUCCAUCAGAAUGAACAUCGCGGCCCUCCUCUAUUUGGCUUGGUAGACUUUCUUAUGAGUCGUGUGUGUCAUUGUGCUGUCCGUGCUUUCCUGAGGUCACAGAUAGGUUUCACUGUAGCCUGCGCUUUCCUGUGGUGUGAGUGUGAAGCACCAUGACAGACAACGGUGGAGGAGCUUGUAUCUUCUACCCAUAACGUCCAUGGCCACUGGACACCAACUGCCCCGGCAUCGGCCCCUCAAAAUCCUCGUUGGGUGGGGCCACAACGGUCUUAGUUUGGAGUUGGGGUAAGAAAAAGGAUGGAUCAGUCUGUUUAAUAUUCAGACUAACUGUCAGCUAAGCAGUGGCCCUAGGAAUUUGCUUACCCUCUUGCCACCCUUUUGGAGAAUUCCUUUCUCCUGAUGUUAUCUGAUCUCUCGAGCGUCAGUGCAGGAGGAAGCUCUGAGAAAAUCCAGGCAAGCAGAAGUGGGGAGUUGAGUGGUGUGGGGAUAGGCUUGGCUUAGUCUUCGUUUUGGUGCAGGACGUGCUACCAAUGCUUCAAUUUAAUAUCAGUUUCCACUCAUCAUGCAGAAAUACUAGAAAUCAGAAAUAAAUCCAGAGCCCGCUGCAAACACUCACCAGGUCAGGCAGCAUCUGAGCGGUGAGAUUCAGUUAACAUUUCAGGUGGAAAAGCCUCUGACAGGCAGACCUCAAGCUGAAAAGGUUGAAUUUCUCCCUCCCCAGAUGCUGACUGACCUGAUGAGUGUUUUAUUUUGUUAGUUAUCUAUCUUCUCCAUAUUACGUCAGUUCCUGUAUACAAAGCCAAGGAAUUUCUGUAGUCCCUGUGCUCAGUAGCAGAGUUUGUCUCACAGG